Grus americana (Whooping crane) is the source of this 1198-nucleotide messenger RNA. RefSeq names its product growth hormone releasing hormone (gene GHRH). Gene Ontology annotation, molecular function: neuropeptide hormone activity; peptide hormone receptor binding; growth hormone-releasing hormone activity. Gene Ontology annotation, cellular component: perikaryon; extracellular region; terminal bouton. Gene Ontology annotation, biological process: adenylate cyclase-activating G protein-coupled receptor signaling pathway; growth hormone secretion; positive regulation of growth hormone secretion. The record is from RefSeq and is a predicted model, not a curated record. The transcript is spliced from 5 exons. NCBI's taxonomy places the organism in Eukaryota, Metazoa, Chordata, Aves, Gruiformes, Gruidae. The coding region runs from base 395 to 913 and encodes 172 amino acids.
CUUUACAGCCUGUGCAGUGGUCCCCGGGGCUUGCCCCAGCCUGAGAGCUCUCCUUCAACCACAGCAGGCGGACAGGUCAAUAAGGGGGUCCCACAGUGCAAAAUGCUGCUACUCAGCCCUGCCUCCUGACCCAAGGGAGACACCAGCUCCCUGAGGGGUCACACGCAACUGCUGCCUCCAGGAACAGCACACCCUUGCCACAUCAAGACACCUCUGCAUUGGGAAACACCAUAACCACAAACAUGGAGGCAUGUUUCCAGUCCCUUCAUGCCGAUAAGCGAGCAGGGGGACCGAGAACACAAAGAUGACACUUGGCCUCCCCUCCUGGUCCUCAGCAUCUCAGUGCCGCUGACUCAGACUGCUCUGCAUUUCAGGUGACCCCAAAGGGUGGAAGAUGCUGGAUAAGGCCACCCUGCUCCUGUUCCUGCAUUUAGUCGCAUGCUCCAUCUCCUCUCCUCUCUACCCAGCUCUCAGGUACAGUCCAGGGCCAGUUGCUGCCAGGGCCAUGAACUUCCAGCUCCAGCACAGCAGCCCACUGCAGAGCCAUAACCCCUCGGCGGAGGAACAGGAUGAGGAGAGUUCAUUAACAGACGCCACCGAGAAAAGGAUGCAGCGCCAUGCUGAUGCCAUAUUCACUGACAACUACCGGAAAUUCCUGGGGCAGAUUUCGGCCCGCAAAUUCUUACAGACCAUCAUUGGCAAGCGGCUUGGAAGCAGCGAGAGCAGCCCAGGAGAAGGGGUGCAUGAAUUUCUGACAAGGCGCCAGUCUGACAGCAUCCUGAUGGACAGCCGCUACCACCAACAGAUGGUACUAAGGGACUUCCUGGGAGCCAUCCUGCAGAAUCAAAGGCCUCAGGACAUCAACAGCAGUCGGUUAGAAGGCUUUCCCAGCACCCUGGCUAAGCUCAUGUAAAUACUUCUCCAUUUUUCAUCUCCCCACACUCUGGUGAGUACCAUUCCCUGCUCAAUUCUAUAUGUAACACUGCUGCUGCACUGCUCAAGCAGUUUGAAGGCUCUCCUUCAGCAAAGACUCCCACUGCUGCCCAUGAAAAAGGGCACUUGCUGCAAUUUAAGGGGAAAAAACUCCCAUCAAUUUUGUCAAGUAUCUAAAGCUGUGUUAGUCUGAACAGAUAGACCACGAGUGUUGUGAAGCCACAUGUGGAUGUCUGGGAACAGGCUUGCAGCAACCAAAAGCAGC